This is a messenger RNA of Durusdinium trenchii, 1449 nucleotides long. NCBI's taxonomy places the organism in Eukaryota, Dinophyceae, Suessiales, Symbiodiniaceae. The record is from the annotation of a GenBank genome assembly.
AGACUGUAGAUCGCCCAUGAUGGUGCUUCGUGCUGGCCUGUGUCCACCAGCGGAAGGGAAAAACCAUGCAAAAUCCGGCCUUCUGGCCGUGCGAGGGCUUCUGGCGGCGCCAGGCUUCGUCGAGCAGUCAGAGGUGGUGCGGCAUUCAGAUCCGCGACGGCUCCUAGAGGUGCUCACUGAGCAAUAUGGAGAUGACCCCGUGUCGAGGCAAGCCUUGGAGGUGAGCCGCCGGCUCUUUGACUUUGCCGGCCUGACGGACUCCAUCGGAGGUGCAGCCAAGUGGUGUCAGGACACCGUGAGCCAGGUCUCCAACAAAGUCGUGGGGGUCCAGGAGGCGGCGAGCCUCAUUCAGAGUGCGCUUCUGGACUCAGUGAGAAGGAAUGGCUACAUCGGUGAGGGCACCCAGCUGACAGGCCAGGCUUGGACCAGCAUGCUGGAGCUGGGCACCAAGAUGACGGGCAUCUACCAAGAUUUCCAGCCGUUGGAGCCGGCCUUUGCCAAAGCCAGCGGUGCGAUGGAGAUCACCACCAACCAGGGCAUGCUCUCGCAGCUUGUGCACUGCGUGAGGUCCAUCAUCAGUAGCAAUAGUAUUUUGGAUGUGCUGGGCACAUCUUUGGACAAGGCCUUAGGGAUCUUCUCACAGAUCAAGGACACCGUGGUGAGCGUCGUCUCCAAGCUGGGCGGCCGGAGGCUGCGGGAGGCUGGGCGAGAAGGACGGAUGCUUUACGAUUACAACCAGCUCCUUGAGGGGAUUGACUUUGACUGGAUUUCGAAGAAGAUCCAGGGCUUUGUCGCGACCAUCAAGACGCAGGCAGAAAACCUGGUAGAUAUUGACACCAUCCUCGGCCCCAUGCUGGCCCAGAUGGACAAGACGGGUCAGGUCACGAGGCGCUUGGAUAUCAUCUCGCAGGCGCAGCAGGCGGUUGGUGGCGUGGGCAGCCUCAAGGAACAAGCGGAGAAGAACGCCAGGGCUAUCAGCAAGGUCAUUCCAACCUGGCAGGCUGUUGAGGGAACCUCCGUGCAGAUGUGCCCCUCGGUGCUGGCCACCAAGGACACCAUCAGCAACCUGAAGUGCCGUACCACCGAGUUCGUCAGUAAAGCUGGCGUGGGAUCCUGGGUCCCCAGCGAGGUGACCAACAUCGUGGCAGGAUGCCCUGCGACCUUACCGACGCAGGAGCAAGCCAUCGAGGCCGGCUGUCCGAAGAAGGCUUACUCCGCUGGUGUGAAGGAUGUGCUGGGUGAGAACUCCAAUGCCCUCGGCUGGGCCAUGGCCGUGGGUGGUUCCGCGGCGGGCUUGGGCAUUUGCGGCAUCGCAGGUGCGAAGAUGAUGAAGAAAGGGGAGGAUGAAGAUGACAGUGAUGAUGGGAACAGCAGUGAGCAGGGGCCCUUGACUGAAUGAGAGUCAUCCCUGGAAGCAGACCGCCUUGGGGGCUAUCAUUGGCAGAUCCG